Messenger RNA from Arabidopsis arenosa, 1481 nucleotides. NCBI's taxonomy places the organism in Eukaryota, Viridiplantae, Streptophyta, Magnoliopsida, Brassicales, Brassicaceae. The record is from the annotation of a GenBank genome assembly.
CAACUCAAAACCCACACAAUAUCUUGUGUCUUAGUUCCUACACAACAUAGAAGAUGGGAAAUCCUAGCGUGAAUGAUCUCUCUCAAAUCCUCCCUCGUGUCCUUGUCGUCUCUAGACGCACUCUUCGCAAGAACAAAUUCGUCGAUUUCGUUGGUGAGUACCAUCUUGAUCUUAUAGUCGAGAACGGUGCUGUACCGGUGAUUGUACCACGAGUGGCUGGUGUUCACAAGUUGCUAGAGAGCUUCAAGCCUAUCCAUGGAGUUCUUCUCUGUGAAGGAGAAGACAUAGACCCUUCUCUAUACGAGUCUGAAAUAUCAUCCCUUUCACCUCAAGAACUCGACGAGAUUCGGAAAACACAUGCAAGUGAUACAGCUAUCGACAAAGAAAAAGACUCUAUUGAGUUUGCCCUCGCAAAGCUCUGCCUAGAACAGAACAUUCCUUACUUAGGAAUUUGUAGAGGAUCACAGGUUUUGAAUGUUGCUUGUGGUGGAAGUCUUUAUCAAGACUUGGAGAAAGAGGUCACAAUCAAUGUUCCUGAGGAACAUAGAAGAAAUCAUAUAGAUUAUGAUGACUAUGAUGGUUAUAGACAUGAGGUGAAGAUUGUAAAAAACAGCCCUUUGCAUAAAUGGUUCAAAGAUUCUUUAGAUGAAGAAAAGAUGGAGAUCUUGGUCAAUAGUUAUCACCACCAAGGGGUUAAGAGAUUGGCACAAAGAUUUGUGCCAAUGGCUUUUGCUCCUGAUGGAUUGAUCGAAGGGUUUUAUGAUCCUGAUAUGUACAAUCCUGAAGAGGGAAAAUUCCUAAUGGGUUUACAGUUUCAUCCAGAGAGAAUGAGAAAGAAUGGUAGCGAUGAAUUUGAUUUCCCUGGUUGUCCUGUUGCUUAUCAGGAAUUUGCAAAAGCAGUGAUUGCAUGUCAAAAGAAGCUUAAUAGUUCAUUGUCUGUUCCUAAGAAAUUAGAACUCAAUCCAGAAAUGGAGAAAAAAAGAAAGAUACUUGUCAGGAGCUUCUCGCUUGCGAGGUCUAUGUACACUAGAUCAUAUUCGUUGGAUAACCAAUCCAGAGAAUCAGAACUUGACGUUGGAGCUGAGUUUCUUGAGUCAAAUACCGCUCUAAGUGUACAGCAAGAGAUGAGGCUAAAGGAGAUGGGAGCGACGAUGAGGAACGGUGGAUCAUUUACGCAAAAACUUAGGCUUGAUGAAGAGAAGCAGAGGAAGGCAAUGAACAUAAUGAAGAACAUGAACGUUGAGCGACUCUCUGAGCUCAUGGCUUUCUACCACUUGAUGGGGAAGAUCUCUAGUGAGGUGUUGGAGAGAAAGCUUCAUGCCUCAGUCAAUGACCUCAAUCUCACUUCUCAAUGACGUCUCACAAUCGAUAUGAUGAUGAAUGUUUAAAUUUGGCUUUUCAAAUUUUUGUGUGUGUUUAAAGUUACUUUGUGCUUUGGAAAUGUAUUGCAUGAUUUAUGUCAAUAAGCAUACGACUUGCCA